Molecule: messenger RNA, 1068 nt
Organism: Exophiala bonariae
Lineage: Eukaryota; Fungi; Ascomycota; Eurotiomycetes; Chaetothyriales; Herpotrichiellaceae
Exons: 3
Coding region: 1-1068 (355 amino acids)
Biological process (GO): lactate catabolic process
Cellular component (GO): mitochondrion
Molecular function (GO): flavin adenine dinucleotide binding; D-lactate dehydrogenase (cytochrome) activity; D-lactate dehydrogenase (NAD+) activity
Source: RefSeq, a predicted model, not a curated record
AUGGAAGUCGUCCUGGCAAAUGGUGAGCUCCUCAGGACUGGUCAGUGGGGUUUAAACAACGGGCCGUCCACUCACCUAUGCAGCAACCAAUUUGGACCUCAAAUUGAUGGCCUUUUCCUUCAGAGUAACCUGGGCAUUGUCACGAAACUUGCACUUCAUCUGGAUGUGGCUCCCAAAGCUAUGAUAAACGUGGUAGUGAGCUGUCCGGAAGUCUCCCAGAUAGAACCACUAAUCGACUCAUACGAGGAACUAUACAGAGAAAGGAUUUUGCAGGGACACCCUUCGGUUCAUAAUGUGAAUCAUUAUUCGACCCGGUUCUCCAGGAAGCACGAGCAACAGACAUCACUCGGGCCACUUACCAAGGAAUCUCUUCUGAAACUAUCCGAUCGUUACGGCACCGGCUAUUGGCACAGCUUCUUUGACCUUUGGGGAAGCAAGGCGAUGGUGCUACUGCGCUGGGAGAGAGUGAAGGAAGUCUUGACCAACAAUCUUCCUGGCUGCAAGGUGACACACACGUUAUGGGAAGGAGAGAACGGGGGAACACUAGAUCAGUUGAAGGUUGGUUCCUUUGGGGCCGGUGUCCCUGGAAUGUAUGCCUCUGCACUGGCGGAUUACAACCUGCCUGCCGAUGGAACUGGGGCAGGAGCACACACCGAUGUCACCCUCCUGCUGCCGAACAAUGGAAAGAUUGUCCACGAGUGGUUUGUUAAGAUGCGUACCAUAAUGGAGAAAGCUGGAACCGACCCGUUUAUUGGCUGUCAUGUCUGGGAUCGUCAUCUGCUCUUUGUGCAAGAGUAUGUUUAUGAUAAGACUAACCUCAAAAACCUUGAGCGAGGUCGACAGGUCAUGGAUCUUAUCGUGGAUGAGGCCGCCAAGCACUCCUAUGCCUGCUACCGAUCACAUCUGAGGUAUAUGGACAACAUCCAGAACCUCUUCGAAUUUAACGGACAUAUCUAUAAGCGAUUCAUCGAGCAGAUCAAGGCUACCGUCGAUCCAAAUGGAAUCCUGUCUCCGGGCAAGAACGGUAUUUGGACCUCAAAGCACUCUCACAGUCCAGCAAAGCCAUAA